Molecule: messenger RNA, 552 nt
Organism: Naumovozyma castellii
Lineage: Eukaryota; Fungi; Ascomycota; Saccharomycetes; Saccharomycetales; Saccharomycetaceae
Gene: NCE102
Product: Nce102p
Exons: 1
Coding region: 1-552 (183 amino acids)
Source: RefSeq, a predicted model, not a curated record
AUGCUCUCGAAAGUGGAUAACACUCUCCGUUUCUUUAAUGGUAUUUUUUUAGUGUUGGCAAUUGCCUUCAUUUCCACAUUACUAAGCACUCAAAAUCAUGGUAGUUCUCGUGUGAAUUACUGUAUGUUUGCCGCUGCGUUUGGUCUAUUGACUGAUUCAUUUUUCGGUAUGGCAGCCAAUCUAAUUGAUUUUCUUUCCUCCUGGCCCAUCAUUUUGUUUGUCUUUGACUUUUUAAAUUUCGUCUUCACAUUCACCGCAGGGACCGUGCUUGCCGUGGGUAUCAGAUGUCAUUCAUGCAAUAACAGAAGAUAUUUGGAAAGUAACAAGAUCAUUCAGGGAUCAGGGAUCAGAUGCAGGGUGUCACAAGCCGCAGUGGCCUUCUUCUAUUUCGCUGCCUUUGUAUUCCUUGCAAAGAUGAUCAUGUCUGCCAUAAGUAUGGCUUCCAAUGGUGCGUUUGGUUCGGGAUCGUUCAUGUCUAGGAGAAAGAGGAGAAGUGGUGCUGGUGUGGGUGGUACUACGGGUGGUGGUGUUCCAACUAUUUCAGAAGUUUAG